CGGUGUUUGUAGCACUUCCGUCUUCUGCUUCAAAGGGUACACAGAAAUGACAGCGACUCUGCGUCCGUACCUGAAUGCAGUGCGUGCUACACUGCAGGCAGCUCUCUGUCUGGAGAACUUCUCCUCACAGGUGGUUGAACGACACAACAAACCUGAGGUAGAAGUCCGGAGCAGUAAGGAGUUGUUACUUCAGCCUGUUGUGAUCAGUAGGAAUGAUAAAGAGAAGGUUCUAAUAGAAGGUUCCAUCAACUCUGUGCGAGUCAGCAUUGCUGUGAAACAGGCUGAUGAGAUUGAAAAGAUCCUGUGCCAUAAGUUCAUGCGCUUUAUGAUGAUGAGAGCUGAGAACUUCUUUAUUCUGCGGAGAAAACCUGUGGAGGGAUAUGACAUAAGUUUCCUCAUUACUAACUUCCACACAGAACAGAUGUACAAGCAUAAGUUAGUGGACUUUGUCAUCCAUUUUAUGGAGGAGAUUGAUAAGGAAAUCAGUGAAAUGAAGCUGUCAGUCAAUGCAAGAGCCCGCAUAGUUGCAGAGGAGUUCCUCAAAAAUUUUUAGGAAAUGAACAGCACACCCUCUGCUGGAUGCAAUACCCCUGUUACUUUGGUCAUCAGAAAAGUGGAUGGAGUUUUGGGUUCAGUAGGAGUUAAAGUGUAAUUGACAAUGAACCUGGAGCACCAUUAAAAGGGGCAACAGUUGGAUCCAGAGGAUGUGCCCUCUGUCACAGGAAUGAAUUCAGAGUAUUGCAGUAUUGUAACUCAAGAGUGGAGUUAUGGGUUUCAAAGACAGGCAUGGUACUCCUUUUGCUGUUCUGCUCUAAAUUGUAUUACUUUUUUGUUUAAUUUUGUUUUGUUUUUUCCCUGUCUCUCUGCUCUUUUUUUUUUUUUUAAACAUUUGUUAAUGCCCUUUUGCUAAUGACCUAAUUUUCUUUUUAAAAUAUUUUGUUCCACUGCACUCUAAAAUUCCAUUAUUGUAUUCUGUCCCUCUUGUUAUCUUAUCUUAGAUCCCUCAUUAUUAUUUAGUGAUAGUAAAGUGCUCACAACGUUGCAAUAUUCUGAAUAGGCCUCAGCUUUCCCUUGUGCUCAUGAAUAUUGAUAAAUAUGUACAUAUUAAAAAUGCAUAGACUCAUUUUACCUCUAACAAACCUUAAAAUCAGGGCGUGUCUAUAUAUAUAUAUAUAUAUAUAUAUAUAUAUAUAUAUAUAUAAAACAGUCAAUGCUCAUGAGCACAAAGGAAAAAUGUUGAACCAAUAAUUUAAAUGGUUUUUGUCAGUGUUUUUUUUAUAAAUAUGUAUACUGUGUUCAAAUGACCAUUUUCAUGUUAAGUUUUGAUAUAAAUAAACCCUCACGCUGGUGCACACAGAUCUUACAAACCAUAUCAGCAAUUGCAAAAUAUUGAUGACAAUGACAAUGGCGAUGCUAAAUAAAUCCCUUUAUUGCUUGUAAUCUGUUGUGUACUGUGGAAGUGACAGCUCUUGUUUCAAACCAUGGCCGGGUCUAAGGGGGUGCUAGUGGGGCAUUGCUCGCCCUGGUGCAAACACUUAUGUUUUGUAGUAAAUUCAGUUGCUGUCACAUAUUUGUACAGCCUGAGAAGACCAAUGUAUUUAUAGUCUAUAAGGUUCAAACUACUCAAUAUGCCAAUUUUCCAUAUUUACCAUUGUAUUGAUUUUUUUUUGAAAGUUCAGAGGUGGGACCGUGCUCUAAUUCAGAUGUCUGGCCUUUACAAGUGAUGCAAAUAGUGUUUGUUCUACACGUCAGGGAGGUUAACUGCUGUAAGGAAAUAUAUAUUAAAAAAAAUUCCAUCCUUGAUUAGUUCAGGAGAAAUGCCUUUUGUUGUGAUUACAGCAACAAAGAAAAUGUGUCCCAUCAUAUGUGUUAAUGUCAUAUUUCAAGAUGUAAGAAAUAGAUUGAAGAAAAAUUACAUGGAAAAUUGACUAAUAAAUAAAGGCAAAAGAGAAAAGUAAU
Molecule: messenger RNA, 1959 nt
Organism: Myxocyprinus asiaticus (Chinese sucker)
Lineage: Eukaryota; Metazoa; Chordata; Actinopteri; Cypriniformes; Catostomidae
Gene: arpc4
Product: actin related protein 2/3 complex, subunit 4
Exons: 6
Coding region: 47-553 (168 amino acids)
Biological process (GO): actin filament polymerization; Arp2/3 complex-mediated actin nucleation
Cellular component (GO): Arp2/3 protein complex; actin cytoskeleton
Molecular function (GO): actin filament binding
Source: RefSeq, a predicted model, not a curated record